Malassezia vespertilionis is the source of this 600-nucleotide messenger RNA. It is a transcript of the gene TMA20, whose product is annotated as translation machinery-associated protein 20. NCBI's taxonomy places the organism in Eukaryota, Fungi, Basidiomycota, Malasseziomycetes, Malasseziales, Malasseziaceae. Bases 1 to 600 code for a protein of 199 amino acids. The transcript has 4 exons. Gene Ontology annotation, biological process: formation of translation preinitiation complex. Gene Ontology annotation, molecular function: RNA binding. The record is from RefSeq and is a predicted model, not a curated record.
AUGUCGCUCUUUAAGAAGCUGGAUGUAAAGGCCGAUUUGGGCACGCCGUCUGCGCUCAAGUCGUCUAUGCAGCGCGGAAUACGCACUAAGAUCUUGGAACAAUACGAGGAUACAUUCGGCGCCGACGAUGGCGCACUCCUGGAAAAGAUCUGGCCUAAAAAAGAGCCCAUCAUGGUCGCUAAAUUCAAGCGCGAACAUGUGCAGAUAGUGUUGCUCAAAGGCACACCGCUAUUUUUCCAGCACUAUGACGGCCCAUAUUUGCCUUCAUUGCCACUUUUGCACCAGUAUCCGAUGCUGCUGCCGUCGAUCCAAGUCGACCGCGGAGCGAUCAAGUUUUUACUUUCGGGUGCCAAUGUCAUGUCGCCGGGCCUGACCUCCGCCGGCGGCCGUCUCCCGGACCCAUCUAAAGGCGAAAAGCCGUUGAAAAAAGGCGACGCCGUAGGGAUCCAAUGCCAAGGCAAGGACCACCAAGUGGCCGUUGGCGUGAUGCAGCUUGAUUCCGAGGAGAUCCGUCUGCAAGGCAAGGGUAUUGCUGUAGACAACGUACAUUACAUCGGCGACGAUCUUUGGGCUAUCUGCAGUUCGGGCGGUCUACAGUAG